AUGGUGGAGAAGCGGUACUCGUACAUGUCUACCGACCUGCUCCAUUGCAGCACGUCCAUCACAGCCUACAAGUCCCCUUCCCUCACCCUCCGUCAACAGAUCGUCGACGACGGCAAACCCCGGCUCGGCGCGGAGGCGGCGCGGGCCGCCAUUAGCAACUGGAGACGGUAUGCCUCGGACAUCACGCACCUUGUCUUUUGCACCACGGACACCGGCUGCAUGACGGGCACAGACGUCACGGUCGCCAGGCUCCUCGGCCUUCCACUCUACACCAAGAAAGUCAUGCUGUACCAGACUGGCUGCCACGGCGCUGGCCUCGCCCUGCGUCUCGCCAAGGACUUCGUCGAGAACAACCGUGGCGCCAGGGUGCUGGUGGUCUGCUCUGAGAUCACGGCGCUAGGUGUGCGUGGGCCCUCAGAGAACGACAUGGGGAACCUUGUCGGGCAAGCCUUCUUCGGGGACGCCGCGGCCGCGCUCAUCGUCGGAGCUGACCCUGGCACCGGCGAGCGGGGCCUAUUUGAGAUGGUGUCGGCAUCGCAGGGCGUCAUACCGGGGACGGAGGAGGCGGUGGUUGCCAGGCUGUACGAGGAGGGGGUAAUGUACAAACUCAACCGUGACCUGCCGCUGCUCGUCUCGAGCAACAUCCAGAAGCUCGCCAAGAAAGCACUGGUGAACGCCGGGGUGUUGACUGGUGACGACGACGGUGACUGGAUUGAGGGCCUAUUCUGGGCGGUGCACCCUGGCGGGCGGGAGAUACUGGACAAAGUGGAGAGCAGGUUCGGGCUGAGGAAGGAAAAGCUGGCAGCGUCAAGGGUGGUGAGCUCGUGCGUCGUCCUCAUCCUGGACGAGAUAUAG
Miscanthus lutarioriparius is the source of this 855-nucleotide messenger RNA. The record is from the annotation of a GenBank genome assembly. Lineage: Eukaryota; Viridiplantae; Streptophyta; Magnoliopsida; Poales; Poaceae.